AUGGCUCUCGUCAACGUCGAUGCCGUCAAGGCCCCUCCAGCGGAACAGUUCGAACAACCUCCCGAUGUCAUGGUGACGCCCUGUGAUCCCUGGCCUGCGCCAUACUAUAUGGAGGGUGGAUUUCGCCGAGUGCGCCCGUAUCACUACACCUUCAACACCUAUUGCAAGGAGCGAUGGCGUGGUCGAAACUUGGAAGACAUUUUUCUUUCCGAAUUUCGCGACCGCCCCCCAGAGUACUAUAAACACGCCCUUGAUAAUGGUCUCGUCUGUGUCAAUGGAAAGCCUGCGGGCAGGGACACCGUGAUCAAGAACGGCCAAAUGAUCUCGCACACCCUUCAUCGCCACGAGCCGCCCGUCACCGCCCUCCCGAUUGGUAUCAUUCAUGAAGACGAAGAUUUGCUGGUGAUCGACAAGCCAGCUGGUGUUCCAGUGCACUCCGCUGGCCGGUACCAUUACAACUCCGUUUGCGAGAUCUUGCGCGCCGAGCGUGGCCAGGGAUGGCUGCCGCGACCAUGCAACAGAUUGGACCGACUGACUUCUGGCGUCAUGUUUAUCGGAAAACACCCCAAAGGAGCUGAGAAAAUGACGACACAGCUGCAGGCGCGGUCAGUACAGAAGGAAUAUGUUGCUCGCGUGAAGGGCAAGUUUCCUGACGGCGUCGUGGUGUGUGAUCAGCCUAUAAUGCAGGUCAGUCCCAAGCUGGGACUCAACCGUGUGCGCGCUACAGGCAAAGAGGCUAAGACCAAAUUCCGUCGACUGGCUUACUACCCUCCUGAAGCAGCCGCAUCAACAACUGCUCCUGAAGUCCACACACCCGGUGGGGACACAGCGCGCGCCGUAACUCCGCCUCCAGUCCUUGCCAACGAGACCGAGGGGUACAGCAUUGUUCACUGCUUUCCCCUGACUGGACGCACGCAUCAAAUCCGUGUCCACCUUCAAUUCCUCGGCCACCCCAUUACCAAUGACCCAAUCUAUUCGAACCGAAGGGUCUUCGGGCCGGAAUUGGCCCGUAACGAAGACCACGGGGAACGCGAUGAGGAAAUUAUGGAGCGGCUUCACAAAAUGGGCAAGACAGAGGUUGCUGAUACGGCUACUUACCGUACACACCUGACAGCCGCACCGAAUGUGCCGCCGGGGACCGACCCUGCUGUCCUCGCGGAGAUUAUGUCUCGGGAGCAACAAGCUGCCGCCGAGGAUUAUGAAAAGCGCAAGGGAGAGCGCUUGUCUGGCGACUUGUGCGACGUCUGUGGAACAGAGCUAUACACCGAUCCGGGCCCUCAUGAGCUGGGUCUUUUCCUGCAUGCGGUCGCAUAUGCUGACCUCAAUGGUAAUUGGAAGUAUAGAAGCAAGAUGCCCACAUGGGGUCUGCCUCCCAAGGGCAUGGAAGGACCACAAGAGGUGCCAGAUUGGGUCACUGGUCCUGAAAGCGAAGAGAUCAUUUAUGGGCAUGGAACCGUUCCUCCUGAGAUUGGCACUGAGGACGACCCUCCUAACUCGGGUAACCGAAGAAAAAAGAAUCCCGGCGACUUGGGCCACGUACUUCUGCGGGGCGUUGGCUAUGUCAAUAUCUCUCAGAACGAUCCUGCGUUUGGUGGUAAUGAAUCGUCGCAGCAGGGAACAACCGAGUCUGCAUCUUCGACUACGAACUAA
Penicillium argentinense is the source of this 1650-nucleotide messenger RNA. RefSeq names its product pseudouridine synthase family protein. The transcript is spliced from 2 exons. Gene Ontology annotation, molecular function: RNA binding; pseudouridine synthase activity. Lineage: Eukaryota; Fungi; Ascomycota; Eurotiomycetes; Eurotiales; Aspergillaceae. The coding region runs from base 1 to 1650 and encodes 549 amino acids. Gene Ontology annotation, biological process: pseudouridine synthesis. The record is from RefSeq and is a predicted model, not a curated record.